UGAGGAGGAAGUGUUGAGACAGCAAUAUGAGGGGAUGAUGAGGAAGAACUUCUCAGAGCGCAGUUGUUUCUGAGAGAGAGAGCAGUCUUCUUCUUCUUUUCUGGCAUAGAUUAGCUACGUUCACACAGGCUGGCUAGAGUGCGAAGGCAGGCUUGCUGCAGGAGUUACAUUAGUGUCUUUUGUCACCGAGGGCCGAGGACUGAGCCAGGACAGCGAAACAGAGGGACGGACAGCCAUGGCGAGUGAGAAAGUGACUGAGGUGGAGAUGGAGAAGAUCAGCCCGGCGGAAAGGAAAGAGAAUGAUUAUGUAGAGAAAGGCGAACUGCGAGAGACUAAAGCAGAAGAGAAAGAGGUGGAAGGGAAGGAAAAAGAAAAAACAGAAGGAAAAGAAGACAAAGAGAAAGAAGAAGAAGAAGAAGAUGAUCCUAUGUAUUCCACACUGAAUAAUCCAACAGAAGACAUCUACAGUUUGACUGAGCUGCCCGGUUCCCCCAAACAACACCAGAGUAAAGAUGUUCACAAGAAGGUCACUUUGUACCGGAGACUCUGCGUCAUUCUCCUCAUCAUCUGCGUGGUGCUGCUGGCUGUGCUUCUGGCGCUGGCUGUGAAAUUGUCCGAAGCACAGUCCAGUCAGCGGCCGACAGUUGAGAGCUCCGUAGCACCAGCGGAUUGCAGCCUCCAGGCAUGUGAGGCGUUGUUUCCGCACCGCAGCGAUAACACAGAAGAACCCCGGCACGAGAAUCAUGCAAGACUGUGGUGCUCUGAGUGUGGAAAAAGCUGGCUGAAGUUUGACAACAGCUGCUACUUGCUGUCUCGGGCGCGCCUCACCUGGCAGGAGAGCAGGAAGGAGUGCCAGAAUUUGGGAGGAGACCUGGUCGUCAUUCGCAACGAACGUGUGCAGAAAUUUCUGACUAACAAGGGACUCAUGCAGUACUGGAUCGGUCUCCACCGUUCAGAAAAUCAGGAGUGGACCUGGAUUAACAAUACCGCGCUAACCACAGGUUAUUGGGCCAAAAGCCUUCAGGAGGGCAACUGUGUGUUCCUGAGCGGAGGGAAGAUGCCCAAAGGCAACUGGCAUAAAAGCCAAUGCUCAGUCUACUCAAACUACAUCUGCCAGAGAGGUUAAAACUGGAGACAUGAACCAUCAUCUUCCUACAGCUGUUACAUCUGCCUUUAAUCCAAUCAGUUAAUCUCCUUUACCUUCCACACAUGCAGUUCACACACUAUAAGACAGAAAUCAACACAUGAAGCAUAAUCCGUUCCGCGAUGAGCAAUCAAGUAGACAUUUCUACAUCAGCAUUAUGAGAUGUACAGUAGAAUUUAGAAAAAUGAGGUGAACUAAGUAUAUUCAUUGAAAGUGGCUUUGUGCUUAUUUUAAUGAUGUCUUUUAAUUGCACUAAUUUUACAGCAUAAAAUUGCACUAAAUUGCACUAAAAUUCUCCUACAGAAUGUAUUAUAAAUUUAAAAGAACGCCAGUGUAGCUGCCUUUUAAUUAAGUGGUGAGACGUCUUUGUCUUUUUACCAUGAUUAAAAAUCCCACUGUAUUGUCUGUGAUCUGUAAUUUAGUCUCUAUGUGACGUGAUUUUCAAAUAUGACGUAGUUGUCAUUGAAUAAAAUACAUUUCUUUUACACUU
Colossoma macropomum (tambaqui) is the source of this 1634-nucleotide messenger RNA. RefSeq lists its product as uncharacterized. The transcript has 7 exons. The coding region runs from base 236 to 1126 and encodes 296 amino acids. The record is from RefSeq and is a predicted model, not a curated record. NCBI's taxonomy places the organism in Eukaryota, Metazoa, Chordata, Actinopteri, Characiformes, Serrasalmidae.